AUGCGGCUGUUGGUCAUAGCCGCCUUCGGGCUGUUUGCCAUAAGUCUCGCUCAGAGUAUCAGCAUCUCUACUGAACCAACAAGUACGCCUGUGACAUCCACCACCACGGAUGCAGGUGCUGGAUCGUCUCAGGGAAGCUCGACAGCAUCGACAGAUGCGUCAAGCCCGAAGGGCCGAAGCGAAAGCACUGUCACGGGCGAAUCGUCGACUUCAGCACUAAGUACCCCUGCAAACACAGGAUCGACUGCAACCCCAGGCUCAACGAUUACCGGAGCUUCGACGACAGCUGGACCUUCGACCGCAUCUGUAUCCCCGCAUAGUGCAGGGCCAAGUACAUCCCCUGUAACUCAAGCAUCUGAAAGUACCACUACCGCCGAACCUCCUGCAUCAACCUCAUCUCCCAUACCCCUCUCUACAACGCCAUACCCAGUGACGGUACUAAAGAAAGGCAUUGACAUGAGCUGCUCAGCCGGACGUUGCAGAUAUGUUUUAAAGGUGCCUGUAUUGAGCAAAGGAUUCCUGGAUACGCAACAAGGAUUGAUCGAUGAGGACAGGAAGCAGCUAGCUACCGACGAAACGAAACUGGCCACCAUUGAACAAAAAAACAAUUUCCAAACUCUACAGGAUCAAUUCGACACAUUGAAGGAAGACGUUGAUGGUGCAUUAGCUGAUCUUGCAAAACUCCAAGCAGCCCUAGCAAGGAUGAAAGACAACAAUGCCAAAAUCAAGAACAGCAUCACUGAUGCGCAACGUAUUAUUGGCUUCUUUAGCAAUGACCAGGACAACUGUCUAUAUAAAGAGUGUCUCAUUCCCCAAUCGACAACCAUCAUCACAACAACUCCCGAACCUCCCUCAUCAACCGCUGACCCCUGCACUGCCGACUCCUGUAAUGGAUUUGCCACCUGCAGUAACAAGGGUGGCCAAGCUACUUGCGGCACAUGCAUUGGCAACCUUGACAACUCCUUGAACUGCGCGACAAGUGUUUGCACCCCUGUCGGUCAAUCGAUCGUGCAGGAUCUUGCUCCUGAUGGUGCCUUAUUCUUGUCGCCUGGGUGGUAUAUUAAUGGCACUGCGGGGGUUGCGUAUGACACCACCACGAAAUGUGAAUGGAAAUUCAGGCGCAGUGGCAAAACUAUCGAUAUUCCGGAUACAACAGUGGACCCGCCGCUUCAAACGAUGGAUGACGGCGCAAUAAUUAGCUUUGAUAACGGGGUUUCCGUUAACACCGCCAAUAAUAAACUGAAGAGGUCGAAACUGCUAAGUGCGCUCAACACCAACAAGGACAACAUUCUGACCAUCACUUUCAGUCCAGGAAAGCAAGCUUGCAGCACUCCACCGUGCCACUUCUACUUGAACUUGACCUUGACU
Mesorhabditis spiculigera is the source of this 1368-nucleotide messenger RNA. NCBI's taxonomy places the organism in Eukaryota, Metazoa, Nematoda, Chromadorea, Rhabditida, Rhabditidae. The record is from the annotation of a GenBank genome assembly.